Messenger RNA from Strongylocentrotus purpuratus (purple sea urchin), 846 nucleotides. RefSeq lists its product as uncharacterized. The transcript has a single exon. Gene Ontology annotation, biological process: DNA integration. Gene Ontology annotation, molecular function: nucleic acid binding. Lineage: Eukaryota; Metazoa; Echinodermata; Echinoidea; Camarodonta; Strongylocentrotidae. The coding region runs from base 1 to 846 and encodes 281 amino acids. The record is from RefSeq and is a predicted model, not a curated record.
AUGGUGGCAGCGGUUCACAAGCUCCGGAAUACUAGCAGUGUAGUGGUUGCCAACACACUAAGUGCAUCAUUCAGCUUCUUCGGAGUACCAGAGCUGAUAAUAUCGGACAACGGACCUCAAUAUGCUGGCCAGCCAUUUCGAGACAUGUGUAAAAAAUGGGGGAUCGAACACACAACCUCAUCACCCCGGUACCCCCGGUCCAACGGGAUGGCAGAGAGGAACGUGAGGACGAUAAAGGGAAUCAUGAAGAAGUGCAGAGAGACCGGUCAGGGCACCCAGGUUGCACUCCUCCACUACCGGGCCACUCCUUUGGGAUCAAAUAUACCUUCACCGGCAGAACUCCUACUUGGACGGCAAAUCAGGACCACUUUGCCAAGCCAUCUGUCAAACCCGAGAAACACCGACGAGGUCCAAGAAAAUAUGCGUCAGAGGCAGGUGAGGAUGAAAGAAGAACAUGACAGGACGGCUGGACCCAUCCUCGCACCACUCCGUGUGGACCAGAGAGUGAGGGUCUUGGAUGAACGAAAAUGCUGGAUACCCGCCAGGGUGUCCAGGAUAUGUGAGGAGCGGAACUCAUAUGUGGUGGAGACACCAAACAGGUCCUCCUUACGGAGGAACAGGUCCCAUCUCAGGGAAUUGCACAAACCAUCCACUAGCACCUCCAUUCAGGAUGAAGGAAUAGUGAGCCCUGUACGAAGGCGUGUGAGCUUCGUGGAGGAUGAAACACAGUCAUCGGCCGAUCCAAACACACCACCUACCCCACACAAGAACACACACCCAAGCGUUACAUCUACCAGGUCUGGUAGAAUGAUCAGAAAGCCACAACGCUAUCAGGACUACACCUAA